UGACAAGUGUCAUGUCAUAGUUAUGACAAUGUCAUGUCAGUCUUAUGAACACCCCUUCAAAUAAAGUGUUACCGCUAGGCUUUAUGUCUACUCACACGGCGGCCUCAGGGUGAAUCCCCUCACGCUAGACAAAAUGAAUAAGAUGUCGUCGGAUAUACGGAGCGCGGUCGGAUGAGUGAGAGAUCUCGUGGUUGGACAAAAUGAAUAACUGUGCGAUGAGUCACCCGCAGUCAGUCAUCCUACCCCCCUUUUUUCUCUCUCUGACUCACCGAGAGAGCAUGGAUUGUCCGACCGAGGGUGAGUCGUCCAACCGGCGCCUCCUUUCCACCCUCUGACUCACCGAGCAGAUAUGGAUUGUCCGACCGAGGGUGAGUCGUCCAACGGGCGCCUCCCUCCCCACUCUGACUCACCGAGCGAGCAUGGAUUGUCCGACCGAGGGUGAGUCGUCCAACCGGUGCCUCCUUUCCACCCUCUGACUCACCGAGCAGAUAUGGAUUGUCUGACCGAGGGUGAGUCGUCCAACGGGUGCCUCCUUUCCACCCUCUGACUCACCGAGCGAGCAUGGAUUGUCCGACUGAGGGUGAGUCGUCCAACCGGUGCCUCCCUCCCCACUCUGACUCACCGAGCGAGCAUGGAUUGUCCGACCGAGGGCGAAUCAUCCGACCGGCUGCCAGGUUGGCGAUGAGUCACCCGCAGUCCGCCCCCACACUCCUCUAUUCUAUCUGAGUGGGAGAGCCCGGUGGGACAAACGAGACGUGGUUGGACAAAUGACAUGCGGUCGGAUAUAGGGUCUCCGGUCGGAUGAAUAAGGUCUGGAGGAGGCGGAGUUGCUAGCUGGGAUGAAUCUCAUCCAAUCCAGUUCGCAUCAUCGGUGGGAUGAUUCAGAUUUGUACGGACCUUUUAAGGUCCUCCUCAGUGCAUUAAAGCAGAAGAGAUCAGACUGUGCUUGGUUCUCCUCAGAAACAGAUCUCUGCCUGCUUGCUGAGGUUUAAAAAGAUGGAGUACAUGACAAUGGUUAUCCGAUGGAACCGCGUGCUACAGCAACACAUCAAUUUCCCCACAGUAGGUAGUGGGUGGUAUGUGAGCAGGUGGACGCGCGCAGAAAAUGUGAACCAGCAUUUGACGGUUAUUUGCGCUCAGCUAUCCAGUGUUGAUGUUCAGGCUUAUACAUUCAAACUGCUCAAAAUAAUUAAGAAGCUAUGGGCGGACCCGGUGUUAAAUCUAAUGGCCAUGGAAAGUUUUGAGGCUUUGUUGACAGAGGAACAACCGUCUUCUUCAAUUUUCAACUCAUAUAAUGUCACGCGCACCGAGAUUCAGCUAGGAGUUAGCUUCUACGAACAUGUCAUGAAGACAGUGGCAAUGGUGAAAGAGUGCAAUUGGACCAAAAGAAAUGAGCUGACCAUUGCGGACGAUAAGACGAUGUUUAAGCUGUCCUGCAGACAUAAACCUCACAGCCUGCUCGUAUUGAUCCCGGGGUAUGUCACCAACAUGAUCACAGUGCAAUGCACCGAGCCCCAGACGAUAUACGACCUUAUGCGGAAGCAUGGUCUCCGUUGCUCCGACGUCUGGAAUUCUGCAGUGUGCCUGUCAGCGAGGUCUCCUUGCACAGCACUGACCGACCACAUGAUGAAUAUAGUUUUUGUGAACAAGAUCUCAGUGGGGUCCUCCUUCAAUUCUCCAUCUGAUAUCUCCACGUUCUACCACAACAUGAAGCACAUCAAAGUGCGUGCCAGACGAGAGGCGCUGAGAUACAAGCCGUACAUCCGACAUUUCCACAGCAGUGGGGGGGCUGCGUCGCUCAAAGAGAACAGGCCGACAGAGGACUUAAUAACAGUGGCCCUUUACUACGAGGAUACCAUGAGUAAACUGAGCAGCGUGAUCGAGGCCGACGGUCGAUUCGUCUCUAGUCACGCAAUAGAAGGACAUUGCGGUGAAUACGUCGUAGAGCUGGAGCAGGACAACAACGUCAUUCUCACAGGUCCAACACGUGCCGAAGGUGAGAGGGACAGUGAAACCGAGGAAAACGAUCACCCCUUUGUCUGUUUCUGCUGCAACCAAAUUUCUGACUACGCCCUGCCGUGUGGACAUUUGUGUUGUCAGACUUGUUUGGUCACCCUGCAAAAACCAGAUAUCACGUGCGGUGUCUGCAGAGCCAAAUCGCUCCAGCACUAUGUCAUAAAGGAGACCCCAGAAUUGGAUCCUGAAUGUCAGGCAUGCGGCAAGGUAAAACAUUGGCUUGCUGGGUGUGGACAUGUAACAUGUACAUGCAACAGCAACAGAUGUCUUGUUUGCAAUCGUCCAAUUACAGUACUUCGAAGGCUGUUUUUAUCCACUUAUCAGAUGUGAAACCCUUGAGGCUGUGGAAGCGAUUUACUGUGUUUUUGUACAUUUUGUGAGAAUGACACAUUCAUUGUACACGAUUGUAUUUCUUUGUGCAUUUUGUGAGAAUGACACAUUUCUCUACAUGACACGAUAGUAUAAUCGCCCUUCAAUAAAUAAACAAUUACAACAAUGAGACACUGUACAUUUUGUGAGAAUGACACAUUCAUUGUACAUGACACAAUAGUAUAAAUGACCUGUAAUAAA
Messenger RNA from Larimichthys crocea (large yellow croaker), 2586 nucleotides. RefSeq lists its product as uncharacterized. The coding region runs from base 997 to 2346 and encodes 449 amino acids. The record is from RefSeq and is a predicted model, not a curated record. NCBI's taxonomy places the organism in Eukaryota, Metazoa, Chordata, Actinopteri, Sciaenidae. The transcript has 3 exons.